Molecule: messenger RNA, 5268 nt
Organism: Pseudonaja textilis
Lineage: Eukaryota; Metazoa; Chordata; Lepidosauria; Squamata; Elapidae
Source: RefSeq, a predicted model, not a curated record
AUGGCAGCCGAAAAAGUAUCACUCCCAGACUUUCUGAGCAGUCAGAAUAGCUGUCAGCUGGGAGCUUGUCACCUAUCAGUCGGAGAUCUGCUUGUGGGACGCAGCCAAAAGUUGACAGCUUCAUCUACAUGUGGAUUGUAUGGCCCUCAGAAGUAUUGCAUUGUGGGAUACCUUGAGGAUACGAAGAAAUGCUUCACCUGUGAUUCCAGGCAGCCCUACCACCCACUUUUCCAAACCAACAGCCACUCCAUUGAAAACGUGGUCACCCGUUUGGAACGCGACCAGAAGAAAUGGUGGCAAUCUGAAAACGGUGUUGACCAUGUCAGUAUUCAGCUGGACUUGGAAAACAUCUUUCAGUUCAGUCAUCUUAUUCUGAUUUUCAAGACUUUUCGUCCCGCCGCCAUGUUGGUGGAGCGUUCUGCAGAUUACGGUCAAACCUGGAAGGCCUAUCGAUAUUUCGCACAAAACUGUACUGCUUCUUUUCCGGACAUUCCUUCAAGGCCACCCAAAGAGGUUGGAGACCUCGUGUGUGACUCCAAAUAUUCAGAUAUCGAACCAUCAACCGAAGGGGAAGUUAUUUUCAAAGUCCUGGAUCCCAGAUUUGAAAUAGAAAAUUCUUAUGGUCCGUACAUCCAAGAGCUGGUUGCUUUUACAAAUCUGAGAAUCAACUUCACAAAGCUUCACAUGCUGGGAGAUACUUUACUUGGAGAAAAGAAACAGAGUCUUCUGAGAAACUACUACUAUGCGCUUUAUGAAAUGGUUGUUCACGGGAGUUGCAUGUGCAACGGCCACACCAGCCACUGUGGCCCUGGGGAAAAUCUGCGAGGGGAUGUCUUCCACGAGCCUGGGAUGGUCCACGGGAACUGCCUUUGUGAACACAACACAGACGGUUUGUCCUGUGAACGAUGCAAAGAUUUCUACAAUGACAUCCCUUGGAGGCCGGCUGAAGGAUCCCAGGAAAAUGCUUGCCGAAAAUGUGAAUGCAACGGUCAUUCAGAGAGCUGCCAUUUUGAUAUGGCCGUGUACCUUGCUAACAACCGUACCAGUGGCGGAGUUUGCGAAGACUGUCAGCACAACACAACGGGGCAGCAUUGUGAACGGUGCAAGCCGUUCUUUUAUCAGGAUCCCCAGAAGGCCAUGGUGGAUCCUCAUGCGUGUAUCCCUUGUGACUGCAAUCCAGAAGGCACUCUGCGAAAUGGGCUGUGCCAGGAUCAUUCGGAUCCUGUCCUUGGAAGCAUUGCUGGCCAGUGUCAUUGCAAAGCCAACGUUGAAGGCGUCCGUUGUGACAAGUGCAAGCCGCACUACUAUGGAAUCAAUGGAAGCGAUCCACUUGGCUGUCAGCCUUGCAGGUGUGACCCAAAGGGAAGUUUGCCUUUCUCUCUUUGCAACCCAGAAUCAGGAAAGUGUGUGUGCCAGGAAUUUGUCACUGGACAACGUUGUGAACACUGUCUUGAAGGAUACUGGGGUCUUGGAAGUCACGUUUAUGGAUGCUCUGCGUGUGAUUGUGACAUUGGUGGCGCCUACAAUUAUUCGUGCGCACCUACCGACGGACAGUGUGACUGCAGAACUAAUAUAGUAGGCCGACAAUGUAGUGACCCAGCUGCAGGCUACUUUUUCUUACCUUUGGAUUAUUAUAUAUAUGAAGCUGAAGAUUCAGCGCCACUCCUUGGACCUCUGCCCUUGAAUCCGGUUCCGUUCAGCAGAAACCCGGCUCUGAAUAUUGUGAUUAAAGAGGUUGUGCCUGGAAAACCCAUGACAUGGUCAGGACUGGGUUUUGUCCGUGUGCAAAGCAAAGCAGGAUUACGUUUUUUGAUCAACAACAUUCCAUUUCUGAUGGACUUUAAUGUUAUUGUCCGUUAUGAGCCAGAGGCUUCAGAUGAUUGGAGAGCAACUAUUAUUGUUAAGUCUUCUGGCUCUGUAGGAAGUGAACACUGCAAGAACCGAGUUGCUCUGGAAGAACCACAGUUCCUUGAUUUGCCAUCCACAAGGAGAAUUCAGUUUCUAUCUACUCCGAUAUGCUUACAACCAAAGAGAGAAUAUUUUAUAGAUGUCUAUUUUUCCAAGACUUUAGAUCCAGAACCGGAGUCUCAAUCCUCCAUACUGGUUGAUUCAAUCGGACUCCUCCCUGCCAUCGCUUCUGUGGAAAACCUUUGCGAUCAAAAUGAUUUAGAGGAGUUUCGGCAGUAUCAUUGCGUGGAAAGUGCCUCGGAAAUCGGACCACACAUUUUACCGGAAACCUGCGCAAAACUUAUUGCGAGUUUGUCUGCCCGGAUUCACAAUGGUGCCGUCCCCUGCAGGUGCCAUCCGCAAGGUUCCCUGAAUUCCCACUGCACAAAACUUGGAGGCCAGUGCCAAUGCAAGCCCAAUGUUGUAGGACGCUGUUGCGAUAAAUGUGCAGCCGGGAGUCACAGCUUCGGGCCCCAAGGUUGCCUUGCAUGUGACUGUCAUCCUCAAGGAUCAGUAGACACCCUGUGUGACCAGGUGACCGGACAGUGUUCCUGUCGACCAGAAGUAGCCGGCCAGCAGUGCCAUCAAUGCCUAGUUGGAUAUUUUGGCUUUCCCCAUUGUCGUCCUUGUGCUUGCAACGGCUUCGCGGAACUUUGCAAUCCGCAGACUGGAGCGUGUUUGAACUGCACAAACUUCACCACCGGAUCUAACUGUGAAAGGUGCUUGGAUGGGUAUUAUGGAAAUCCCAAGGAAAGAGAACCUUGUCAUCCUUGUAUGUGCCCAGAUUCCCCAACCAGCAAGAGAUAUUUUGCACAUUCCUGUUUCCAAGACCCUCAGACCAAAAGGUUAAUCUGCAAAUGCUUUGCGGGCUAUUCAGGUGACCGCUGUGAUAAAUGCUCCAGUGGAUUCCAUGGAAAUCCAAGUGCACCAGCAAAUCAAUGUCUUCCUUGUUUUUGCAAUAACAACACGGAUGUGGCAGACCCAGAGUCUUGCAACAAGGACACUGGAGAGUGUUCAAAAUGCUUACACAACACUCAUGGACCAAACUGUCAGUUCUGUAAACCUGGUUAUUUUGGAUCAGCACUUCUGAGGAACUGUAGAGAAUGUAACUGCAACCUUUUGGGUGUGAAUCCAGAAAAAUGCCCACCUGGAAGUGACUUUUGCGCAUGUGACCAGACCACUGGUGAAUGCCCUUGCUCCCCUCAUGUGAUAGGCGAGAAGUGUGACCAAUGUGCUCCUGGCUUCUGGAACAUGGCCCAGAGAAGAGGAUGCUGUCCCUGUGGCUGCCAUCCCAAACGCUCCAUAAACAACAUUUGUGAUCAGUUUACAGGCCAGUGUCCGUGUAACGCCGGUUACGCCGGAAGACGUUGCGACAUCUGUGCUGAAAAUCAUUAUGGCAUCGAUUGUAUCGAAUGUAAGUGUAACAAGGAGGGAACUCUGAUUCCCACGUGCGAUCAAGACACUGGAGUGUGUCACUGCCGGACUGGCUUCACCGGAAAGCACUGCGAUCAGUGUGCACGCAAUCACAAGCAAGAAUUCCCCUCCUGUCCUCGCUGUCACGUUUGUUUCGAUCAGUGGGAUAAUAUCAUGAAUUCGUUGUCGCGGAGGAUUCAAAAAUUAUUGAAAUUUGCCGCCACGCUAGCAGAGAAGAGGAAAACUACGCCGGGCUGUGAUUUCAACUUUAAAGGCUAUGAAAAUAAAAUUGCAGACUUAGAAAAGGUCUUGAAAAGCUCGUUCCUGUUUUCCGAGACAAUCUUGGAUAUUAAAAAAGUCCAGGACAAUAUUAGGCAAACAGUUUCUCACAUGUUUCUGCAACCUGGCACACUGGAUCAGAUUCCUGAUUUUGACAGCAUAAUUGAAAACUUGCAGAAGGAUGUUGACAAUCUCUCUGAAAGCCUGCAGAAGACAAUGGAAGUGCAUCGCAGGAUGAAUUACUUGCAAUUCCAGGAUUUUUUCGACAAAUUAAAGAAUUAUCAUCAAAUCAUGUUGGCUGCUGAGAAGAGAACCAACGAAACCAGAUCCCUCCUAGUUCAUGGGGGAGAAAUAAGGAGCAAUGCGUCUGCCCUGCUGAAUGACCUGGGAGUAAAGGAGAACGUUACACUGAGUCACCUGAAGACGUUCACAAUGUCAGAAAUUGAAAAUAUCAAUGGAAAAGUAUGUGGGAUGCCAGGAAACAUCUCUUGUGCCAUGGCAGAGUGUGGCGGGGCUUUAUGUCGUGACAGGCAGGGCAACAAACAUUGUGGCGGUCCAAACUGUGAUGGAGCACACCCCGUUUCUACCAAUGCCUUUAGAAAGGCUGAUCUCACGGGCCAGCUGUUAAGUAACCUAACUAAUCAGGUGCAAGGAUCUCAGAAUAAGAUCGAAACUAUAAGGAAAAUGACUGAAGACACUAAGGAAAAAACAUUGGAGAAUCAUGGAAAACUGGAGAAAAGUAAAUAUCAAAUGGAAAACAAAAGAGAAAACAUGAAACAGCUGAUCAAGAGACUGAAGAAUUUUUUGCUAGAGGAAAGUGCCCCGCCGGAGGAUAUAGAAAAAGUUGCAAAUUAUGUUCUGGCCAUCAAGAUGCACGAAGGACCUCAGGAGCUGCCAGACCUUCUCAACAACCUCAAGAGUCUCAUAACACAUUGUGAGGACAGCACAAAAUAUACCCAAAACUUAAAGAAACAAAAGGAAGAGCCAGAGAAGCUUUUGAAGAAAGCCAAAGAAGCUGAGGAUAAAACAAAAGCUCUCACCACGGCUGAUGAAAUUAUAAGCCACCUGAAAGAAGUAGAAGUUACUCAGCAACAAACCCAAGAUGCCUUGGCAACUUUCAAUGAGAAAAUGGAAAAAACAAUAGCAAAUAUUUCAGAGGCUGAGAACCAAAUGAAGAAGGCUGCCACUGAGCUGCAGGCUUUUCCAGAAAAACAGUCCAAACUGGCCAACGAAAUAGGUUCCCUGAAGACCAAAAUGGAGAGGAACAGAAUCCAAGCCAUAGAUGCAAGAUCAAAGGCAGAGGAAGCCCAAACUCAAGCGACAGCGAGUAAUAAGGAGCUUGCUAAUCUUGAACACAAAUACAGCAACUUGCAAGACAAACUUCUGACCCACGGAGUUACGUUAGAAACUUUGGAGAAACUCAACUGGUUGAAAAAAGAGGCGGAAGAACUGGCUAAUGAGACCGCGGAGAAAGUGAAAAGAAUCACUGAUCUGGAAAAGAAGAUACAAGAUUUGAACCAGAUUAAACAGCAAAAGGCGGAUCAGCUGAAGCAGCUGGAGGAUCAAGUUAUAGCCAUUAAAAACGAGAUAGCUGAGGAAUCCGACAGACACGCUACUUGUAAAAGUUAG